This is a messenger RNA of Vitrella brassicaformis, 3278 nucleotides long. NCBI's taxonomy places the organism in Eukaryota, Vitrellaceae. The record is from the annotation of a GenBank genome assembly.
GCAGUUUACUUCGUAGUGGCCUGCGGCUUUUUGGGUUGUGCCCAUGGGAUGCGGCCGAUGCUGACUGUAGAGUGACUGCACAAUAGCUACGGGGAGGGACUGUGAGUCCGAUUUGUACAGUGUGUGUAUAGCUAGGGAACGGACGGCAACAAAGGUGAUCUUUGCAUCCCCCGCGUAAGAGAGUGAGUGACAUGCAAAGCAAAGCCUGCCGGCAAAAGUGACCCUGACACACACCGAUCGACCAGCAGAUACCACACCCCCAUCGCCAGCAGCAACCAACCCACAGAAGUGGCAACCAACACCCCCAUACCCACCAGCAAAGCCGCAUCAGUGUCGCUUCAGCCGCCUCUUCUGCGCCGAGUGUCUAUGCCCCAGCAGCAGUUGUAUCUGAGUCGCCGUCGGGUCGGGCAUCAUCUCAUCGUAAUGCGAGUGCUCCUCACUCCCCCGGCUGCCCCGGCUCUGAGCCACGCUAUGCCACUCGUGCAUGGCAAUGCUCUGCCGACGCCUCUGCUGCGGAUAACCCACCCCCACUGUCACAGCACCAGGUGGCAGCGGCGGUCUCGCGGGCGGCAUAACGUAGUGGGGGUGGGGAAAAGGCUGGUGGGGAUAAGGGUAAGGGUGGCCACUGGUAGUACUAGGCGGAUAGACAUUAUCCGGCCUCCCCCUCCCCCCACCGCCCCCGAUGCUGCUCGAUGAAGAUGGCAGGUUCAGGGGUGGCACCAGAGGCCUGGCCCUCUCUGAUGGGCCGAGGUGAGGGGUCCGCAGGACAACCGGCCGCAGCUGGGGCGACAAAUCAGCGUUGUCCAGGAUGACCGAGCCCAUCUUGCUGAUCUCCCCCAGGAGCCGCUUCCGCCCCUCUGAGAAGGAAGGGGAAGCGGCGGUCGCGCGAAUGACCAGAGGGGAGCCGCCGGCCAGGCCCUCUCCUUCCUCUGCCUCUCCGAAGAUGGGUGUGGGCUGCGGGUGGGGGGAUGUGGGUGGAGACGAGAAGGAGCUUCUUGCAGCGUCAUCAGCAGCAGCGUCGGAAUCGGCAUCCGGUGGUGGUAGUGAUGGUAAUGGUCCUCCUCUAGAGCUUGACGCAAGAGAGCUUCUCCUGCUGCGUGUGGAGUAGUGCAUCGAGCUCCUGGGCGUGAAAUGCGCGGGAGUCAGGCACGACAGGCAGCUGCUCUGCCGCUGCGCAUCCCGCGGCCGCAGGCUCUUCGGAGAAAGAACAGCCGAGGGCCGCGCCGAACCCGCCGCACCCAUGCUGUCGACGUCCUCUCCCCCUGGCUCUUGUUCGUCUCCUUCCCUUUCGGACAAGCUGCCUGUAGAUGACCGCCUCCUCUGGUAGCCCAUCAUCAGAUCCGAUGCGCGUCGGUUCUCAAAUUGGUGGUCUUUGGCUAAGGGGGAUGGGGCGCGGAAUGUGGGGAAGGCACUUGCUCGUCGCUGCUGCUCGGCGGUGGGUGUGGGUGGCGCGCUCACUUCGAUUUGGUUUGUCGGCUGCCGGCUGAUGACACAGCUGACUGGGAAUGUGCGCGUGUUGAGACCGAAGGAGACGUCAGACGCGUCGAGACACUCAACCAAGGCCAGGUGCACCUGACAAAAAAAAGCCGUGUCUCUCUCUCUUUAUGACCUGUCUCUCUCGCCUAAUCUACCUUGUGCAGACACCAUCUGAAGAAGAGGUCCUCGUGGCCACAGAUGUAGAAGACCACCUCGUACCGAUAAAAGUACUCCUCAAUCUCCAUCAGCCACACACCAGCGCACUCCGCCACCUCCUGCACGGACUCGACAGCCACUCGGCAUGAUGUGGGGAUGCGUCGCAGCUGGGAGAGGGGCGUAGACAGGGCCACACGCAGAUCAACCUGAAUCCGGCGCUUCCGGCAGUCGGUGAAGCUCUGGAUGCCGCAACGCCACACCUCUGAGUUUGGGACGAUGAGCAAUUGCCCUGCAGGAUGGGGAACAGUGGUCAAGAGGGAUUUUUGCCUCUGUGUCUCUGUGUGUAUGUGUGGUGUCCUGUCCAGGGGACCUUCAUUGAUCAGACGCACACGUGUGCUGCGGAUGCCGAUGUGCUCCACGAUGCCGCACUGUGCCUGCGGCCUGCCCCCGCCCGACUCAUUGUUGAUGUUGAUGGCUAUCUUAUCGCCCACGGCAAACCACCGGUCACCCACCACACUCAGUGUCGCAAAGAUGUCUCCUAUCACGUUCUGGCUCGCAAUGCCCACUGUCAGGCCUGUGAGACCGAGACCGCCAAGCAAGUACGAGAUAUUGAAGCCCUGCGAUACACGCCCACUUAGAAUGGCAGAAAGCAAUGGAGGACAUUCAUUGUGUUGGUACCGACCAGGCGGACAAGGGCGAACAGGCCAAAUAGAAGCCACAGGAAGAACCGAAGAAAGACCCCAACAAAUUGAAAUCCCGGCGACUCCUUCCUGUUGCUUUCAGAGUCUGUGUUGUCCUCCCCCUGUGAAAUGCCGGAGCCCCUCCCCAUGCCCGCCUCCUGCAGCUGCUCCAUGAUCUCAUUGGCAGCCCUGCUCAACGGAGACACCAACUGAUACCCUGCGGCGUACACAGAAACGUGGCAAAGGGCCGUGAGGUAGUUGCAGACGUGGCCAUAUACCUAUGAGAAUCGACAGCACAGCAGCGAGCUGUGACGCCAGUUGCGGCUCUCGGACGACCAGCAGCGAUGGCAGCAGCAGACACACCACAUACUCGAAAACCGACAGCUUUUCCACCCGUUUGGCUGUGGAAGGUCUGCUCACUCCACUCAUCCAUUUGGCCUGCAGAUACUCUCUCGCCGGCACUGACUUGACAUCACCAAGGGCUUCCCCAGCCCGUGACCGGCGCAUCAUUGUUGUGGACAGGGCGCCCCUGCGCCCCGAGGAAAAAGAGGGGGGCAGAAGGGCCCACGGAAAAAACACCCCAAACACACGGGCAAAAGCCGCGUCUUGGCUUUUGCCGAGCUGCUGCCCCAACACACACAGCAACCGCCGACAUCUGAAGCACCCACACACAAUGGGAUGGAGCCUUUUGGCGCGGAGUGACUGUUUGCAUAUGUUUGGUUGCUCACUGUUGCCAGAGUUUCACGCAGAAGAAGACACUGAUGACGUACACGAUGAAGUCGAUGUGGGAGUGGGAGGCGAGGCUGUUGAGGCCACGGAUGAGGUGCUGGAGCGGCAUCUUCUAGCCUAAGCAGGUGAGUCACGAGCGAUUCGGCGUAUGCCGACACGGUGAUCUGAAGAUUCUGAGUGAAUCCACAGCAGCUGCAUCGAUGCUUGCGCGAAGGGGUUCGCUGAACUCGGCUUACG